Molecule: messenger RNA, 747 nt
Organism: Effrenium voratum
Lineage: Eukaryota; Dinophyceae; Suessiales; Symbiodiniaceae
Source: the annotation of a GenBank genome assembly
GAUGAAGUGCCCAACUGGCUUCGGUCCUGUAUUGGGCUCGAGCGCAAGAGCAAGGUCCAGGAGAGCGCCAUCCCUGACGAACUUCAGGAGAUCGCAGUCAAUCUGCUGCUGCAGCAGCAGCGCGCAGGUGCCGAGAUCUCCACAGCAGCCGUGGAGUCCUUGUUGUCAGAGCUGGUUGAGCUCUACAACAAGGAGGUGUCGAGGGUGCACGAAAACUUUGACGAGCAGCUUCUGCAGGAGGUGGACCAGCUGCAGGGUGUGACGGAUAUCCAGGCCUUCAUGGACGAACGGCGGAAGCAAAGUGGGCUCCCCGAGGCAGUUCUCUUCCGACCCUCCCAACGAGCCCUCAAUCAGAUCGCGCUGGCAUUCAACAAGAAGUAUGGCUUCAGCUUGCAAAGCAACACCAAGCCCAUGAUGCACCUUCCGCGGGGACACCCGGCCAUCCAGGAGGUGAUACAGCAUGUGCACUAUCUCGUGAAAGAAAAGAAGGUGCAUCCUCGCUUGAUCUUGAAUUUUGAUCAAGUGUGGACAACCCUGUAUGAGCCCAUCCGCAAGGUGCUGAAGAAGGACGUGGCCACGCCCACUGGCAAGGACCCUCUGGCUGCAAUGCCGCAGCGCCAACAGGUCCGUGCAAGGGUGCAGGAAUACAUGGGGCAGGCGGUGCUGCUGCCCAAGUCGGAGCGGUCCAAGGUGUGGCAAGCAAAGCUGGCCGACCUGACGGGCGCGUCCUCCCCGCAACUGGCGCAG